CUCUGUCAGUGCUUUUCACUUCUCUCCAAACACUCCAACGCUAACGGCAAUUUUCUCCAACAAAUAUGAAUUAUUUUCACACAUAUAUGACAUAUGCAUUUGAAAUUACAUAAUGUUAUAUAUAAACACACACAGUUACACACACUACACACAUCUUCCUCCUUUUAUAUCUACACUGUCGUCUCUCUCUCUCUCCCUGCACCAUGGAAACCUCCAACUCUUCUACGGUUGAGAAAUCAGAGGUUGAGAAUGGCCAAGACUUUAAAGUUCAUGUUUUCUCAUCAUCAUCAGAGUUGCAAGAGAAAUUGCAUGAAAAGUGGAAUUCUGGGAUAGAGCAACCAUACCCUGCAAUGUAUUCUAGUGUUUUUGGUGGAAUUAUUCUUGAUCCUGCAAUGAUGGUUAUCCCAAUAGAUGAUCAUAUGGUGCAUCGAGGACAUGGUGUGUUUGAUACAGCUAUUAUUCUUGACGGGUACCUAUACGAGCUGGAUGUCCACUUGGAUCGUUUCCUUAGAUCAGCAGCAAAAGCAAAGGUCUCUUCUCCCUUUCCUCGGUCAACUCUUCGAAGCAUUCUUAUUCAGCUUACAGCAGCAUCACAUUGCAAGAAAGGAACUCUAAGGUACUGGUUGAGCUCAGGUCCAGGAGAUUUCCUACUCUCGCCUUCAGGGUGCCCGAAGUCUGCAUUCUAUGCUGUAGUGAUCAAGGAAGACUUCUCCCAGUGCAAAGAAGGUGUUAAGGUGAUAACAUGCACUAUCCCCAUGAAGUCACCUCUAUUUGCCACCUCAAAGAAUGUAAACUACCUCCCAAAUGUCCUUUCAAAAAUGGAAGCUGAAGAGAAGGGAGCAUUCGCUUCUAUCUGGAUUGAUGAUGAAGGUUAUAUUGCCGAGGGUCCAAAUGUGAAUGUGGCUUUUAUAACCCAUGAUAAGGAACUCAUUUUGCCUUCCUUCAAUAAGAUCCUCAGUGGAUGCACUGCUUUGAGACUUCUUGAACUAGCACCCAAGUUGGUUGAGCAGGGUCGUCUGACAAGCGUGAAAAUUGACAACCUUACUGUGGAUGAAGCCAAAAGUGCAGCGGAAAUGAUGUAUGUUGGAAGCACACUUCCUAUAUUACCAAUCAUCACGUGGGAUGAGAAACCCAUUGGAGAUGGAAAGGUAGGAGAAUUGACAAUGGCGCUUUCGGAUCUACUUUGGGAUGAUAUGGUAGCAGGCCCUGAAACACAAAGGCUGCCUGUUCUCUAUGCAUAGGAAAACAAAGUUAUUCAAGUCAGAUUACACCGGGAAGUAAUGCAUUUGGUUUUGCAUUUGAAUCACCUCACUGCUUAUGAUUGUCUUGUUUGUUGGGUAUGUUAGCAAAUGUCCUGUCAUGCUGGUCUUAUUGCUUGUUUGUAAUGAAAAUGGCAAAAGCAGUAUUCAGUAAAAAUAUUGAAGCUUAUCUCAUCUGUGGAAAUACCUACAAUUGGAGCUUGUCUGAUCACUCCAGAACUAUGUUUGCAAUUAAAAAAUAUCUCUCUCUCUCUCUCUAAAUACUUUAUUCAUUGAAAUUAAAUUAUUUUGAUGGUC
Molecule: messenger RNA, 1556 nt
Organism: Cornus florida
Lineage: Eukaryota; Viridiplantae; Streptophyta; Magnoliopsida; Cornales; Cornaceae
Product: D-amino-acid transaminase, chloroplastic-like
Exons: 5
Coding region: 204-1241 (345 amino acids)
Biological process (GO): folic acid biosynthetic process
Molecular function (GO): 4-amino-4-deoxychorismate lyase activity; pyridoxal phosphate binding
Source: RefSeq, a predicted model, not a curated record